Dama dama (fallow deer) is the source of this 1673-nucleotide messenger RNA. Its product is annotated as origin recognition complex subunit 4-like. Gene Ontology annotation, cellular component: nuclear origin of replication recognition complex; nucleus. Gene Ontology annotation, molecular function: DNA replication origin binding; ATP hydrolysis activity. Lineage: Eukaryota; Metazoa; Chordata; Mammalia; Artiodactyla; Cervidae. Gene Ontology annotation, biological process: DNA replication; DNA replication initiation. The record is from RefSeq and is a predicted model, not a curated record.
GUUGGCAGCUGCAGGUGAAGCAGAGCAGAGAACGCUGCGAGAGGAGCCUGUGAAGCGAUUCCCACCGUCUCCGGAAUCUCGUUCUGCCCUGGAUUUCAGUUUGUGGAAAUGAGCAGUCGUAAAUCAAAGAGUAGCAACUUAAUACAAGCAGACUACCUUUCACAGGUACAAAGAAUUUUACGUGAAAGAUUUUGUCAUCAGAGUCCAAAUGAUAACCUAUUUGGAGUACAAGUACAAUAUAAACACUUAAUUGAGCUGCUAAAAAGAACUACUAUCCAUGGAGAAAGUAACUCUGUUCUCAUUAUUGGACCCCGAGGUUCAGGAAAGACCAUGUUAAUAAACCAUGCUUUGAAAGAACUAAUGGAAGUAGAAGGAGUGAGUGAAAAUGUAUUACAAGUUCACUUAAAUGGACUGCUGCAGAUCAAUGAUAAAAUUGCCCUGAAGGAAAUCACAAGACAGUUAAAUCUGGAAAAUGUAGUUGGAGAUAAAGUUUUUGGUAGCUUUGCUGAAAACCUUUCAUUUCUUCUGGAAGCUUUAAAAAAAGGUGACCGGACUAGUAGUUGCCCAGUGAUCUUCAUAUUAGAUGAAUUUGAUCUUUUUGCUCAUCACAAAAACCAAACACUCCUCUAUAACCUUCUUGACAUUUCUCAGUCUGCACAGACUCCAGUAGCAAUUAUUGGUCUUACAUGCAGAUUGGAUAUUUUGAAACUUUUAGAAAAAAGAGUGAAGUCACGAUUUUCCCACCGGCAGAUACACUUAAUGAAUUCAUUUAGUUUUCCACAGUAUCUUAAAAUAUUUAAAGAACAAUUAUCUCUACCUUCGGUAUUUCCAGAGAUUUUUGCCGAGCAAUGGAAUGAAAAUGUACAGGGUCUCUCAGAAGAUAGAAGUGUGAGAGAAGUGCUGCAGAAGCAUUUUAAUGUCAGCAAAAAGCUGCGUUCAUUACACAUGCUACUGAUGCUUGCUUUAAAUCGUGUAAUACCAUCACACCCAUUUAUAACUGCAGCAGAUCUGAUGGAGGCAAACCAGUUGUGCAGCAUGGACUCGAAAGGAAAUAUUGUGCAUGGUCUGUCAGUCUUGGAAAUCUGUCUUAUCAUAGCAAUGAAACAUUUAAAUGACAUCUAUGAAGAGGAGCCCUUUAAUUUUUAAAUGGUUUAUAAUGAAUUUCAGAAGUUUGUUCAAAGAAAGGCCCAUUCUGUUUAUAAUUUUGAGAAACCUGUUGUCAUGAAGGCGUUUGAACACUUACAACAAUUAGAAUUAAUAAGGCCCAUGGGAAGAACAUCAGUAAACGCACAGGGGGAGUAUCAGCUGAUGAAACUACUUUUGGAUAAUACACAAAUUAUGAAUGCUUUGCAGAAAUACCCCAACUGUCCUACAGAUGUUAGGCAGUGGGCGACAUCCUCCCUAAGCUGGUUAUGAUUAUAACCAUGGUUUCAGUUAUGGAGUUUCAGGCAGACUUCUUCUAAAGAACUAAAAGCUGUUGUCCUUUAACAAGAUAUGUUAUUACCUUUUCUUAUAUUUAUAAAGAUGUAUUUUUGUAUUUAUGGGAGACUGUUAAACAUGUAUCAUGGCUGUGCCUUGCCUUUGAAUCAUAUGAGCAGUUACAUGAUUGUAAGUUUUAAUUUCAGUGAUACAUUGUUAAGUAACUGUUCAAAAAAAUAAAUAUGACUAUCUUA